Rubroshorea leprosula is the source of this 425-nucleotide messenger RNA. The record is from the annotation of a GenBank genome assembly. NCBI's taxonomy places the organism in Eukaryota, Viridiplantae, Streptophyta, Magnoliopsida, Malvales, Dipterocarpaceae.
AAAGAAGAAUGAAGAUGGCCAAAAAAUAAUUAAAAAAAAAAAAGAAAAACAAGAAGAAAGAAUAAUGAAGGGAGUUGGAUCUGAGUUCUUUAUGUGUUAUCUUAAUGGGUUUUAAUAUAAAUUUUGAUUUGAUCUUUAUGAUGUGCUUGAAGUUACACGUAUUAAAGCAAGGAGCCAGAACUGUGAAAUGUUUAUGCACCUAGAUGUGAACACAGAAAUAUAUCCCAUGCAUGUAGGUGAAAAAUUUACAAUGGCAUUAGCUCACACAUUGAAUAUGGAUGGAACACCAGAUACUAGCUAUUACGAUCAGGGGUGGGAGGAAGUCUCUUGCAGACAAGUAUGAAUAUAUCAUGCAUGGGAAGCUAUACAAAAUCUCAGAUGAAAGCUCAGGAAAACUGCUUAAAGCGUGUGUAUUUAUCUUCAUG